GAUGAUAUUCCGUUGAAUGAGUUAGUGUAGACUAGUAUAGGAACUAUCCUUGUCAUUUUAUUCGUUUUCCGAUAACAAUUUUACAAUUUGCAGAGUUUCAACAUCUGUGUCGGUGCGGUACGGAUACCAACUUGAACGUGCUUGGCUUGGGGUCCCGUGAAUAUAAACUGGGAGAGAAGCGCUAAUAAUUUUUGUUUCUGUCUGCACCAGUGCUGUGGCACUGGCAGCUGUACUUGUGAAGGAUUCGUGGUAUUAACUUGCAAACAUCAGAUGUUAAGUUGAUGAAAGUCAUCAUGAACCGGUUGAAGACAAAAGGACUAGAUCUACAUAUGACAUUAAUUUAUUUGCUAUUGAUUUGUCAAUUUUCCGCUUAUUCAUUGGAUACAGCUUGUGACCAUGUGACAGAUCGGAACACCACGGUCACAGUGACCCAAAUCAGAUACGACCAUAAAUUCUACAUUAGAAUUGCCUUAGCCAGUGAUUAUGAGUACCAGUCUAGUUUGGAAGAUGCCUCCUCCAGUCGCUAUAGAACCUUGGCCAUUGAAAUUGAAGAUGAGGUUGAGAGUCAUCUUGAAACCUCCAGGGGGGAUUCCCUGACUUUCUAUGAUGUGGUGGUUGUCCGUUUCAUCUCCAUCACCUCGUCUCCACCGUCUAUGAUAACCAACCUCCCUGAUGACAUCACCCUCCAGGCGGACAUCAUCGUCAGUACAAGCAAUGAUGGUGUGAGACCGGGUGAUCUUAGAACUCUCUUCCAGGAUUCCCUGAUGCCAGAUAUUUCUACACUGUUCUAUGUCAUCACUAUAUCUGAAACAGUGGAUGUAUGUUUAAGAGAAGUUCUGCACACGUCUCAAGGUACAUUGACCUUUCCUGUAACUGAAGUAGGGAUCAGCCAAGGCACAGAGGAGAGAUGCCCUGUGGGUUUUGAAAGGGCUGGUGAGCUUUCCGUGGCUGUGCGUACCUGUAGUAGAAAAACAGAUUCACCUGGUCAUGCUGCCUGGGCUCAGUUUAUGUGUAGUGACUGUGGAUCUAUUACACAGGAAGGAGAGCUACUAGAGCUCAGUGAACAGAUAACCAAUGCUAUGGAGAAUGAUCCAAACCUGGUCGUCAUCAGGGAUGCUAUUGCUUUGUUGAGAGACAGUGGUGACAUCACGAGUGUGGGCAUCCUUGCCAUUGCUGAAAUUCUGGAAGCGCUAGCAAAGACAGGAAAUGUUUCUAUAGAGGUCCUCCAAGAAGUUGGCACAUUACUCAGCCUGGCCCUAGAUGUCGAUACGUCCAUCUUAGUCGAAGCCGAAACCCUCUAUUUCUCGUCCUCCCGAAUCAACAGCGCCCUCGAAAGCAUCCUGGCCAUCACCCACUUAAACGAUCGUCUGGACUUCACCACCACCUCCACCAACGUUGUCCUUGGUAUACGGAGGCUUGAGCAGGGUUCCCUCAAUUUUAACUGGUAUGGCUUGAGGCUUGAUGCGGAUCAACCUAACUCAGGGAGUGAAAGCAGUUUACUUUUUUAUGAAAAUCCAACGUUGAUAUAUGACGAGGAUUCAACAGCUUCUCUGCAUUUCCAGUUUGGGGAUUUACCCGCUCCAGGCCAGUCUGAUGUACGUCUGACCUAUACAAUCUACCCCAUGGACAAACUCUUUCAUACUGUGACGGGUCAAGAGGUCGUUGCCAAUGGAUGGGUCAUGUCAAUUCACCUGGCAGGGGUCAGAGGCCAAGUUAGGAGUACAGUUACAACGACGAGUAGACCAACUGUGCAGACUGUAGAGCCUUCAGCAUGUGGUUACUGGAAUGAUUCCAUUAAUGGCGGUCAUGGUGGAUGGAUCCAAGAUGGCUGCCAGCUGUCUGAGAUGCUCAGUGGAGACCUGAUAGUGUGUCAGUGUGAGAGCAGGGGCACCUUUGCUCUGAUCAAGGAUGCAUCUGCUGAACCCUUUGUGUAUCCUCGACUCCAUGCCAUAGUCUUUAUCGGAGCAGUGAUUGCAUUUCUUGGUGCUCUGUCCUGCUUCUUGGUACUUAUUUGUGUUAAAAAACUUCGAAAGAGGCAGCUCUACCGGAUUGAGGCUGCCUUCUGCCUUCCUGUCGCCAUCUUCUACCUCGUCUUUGCUGCUGGUCAAAGUGCGCCCUCUAUGAUAACGGGAUGUGCAGUUGCUGCAGGGAUCCUUCACUACUUCAUCCUUGUCUCUACAUGUACUAUGGUGGCUGUUGCAGCUAAAUUCUAUGACACAUCUCGGUUGAAGGCAGUGGCUUCCAAGUGGUUUGUCUUGAACACUGUAGCGCCAUCGUGGGGAGUUCCACUGUUGGUUGUAUGUUUGACUUUGGCACCUGCACCGAUUGUCUUCCAAAAUUCAGUUCCAAGAUGUUUCCUGAAUGGCAGCAACCCUUAUGCUCUCAUCUUUGCCCUCCUCCUACCCAUGGUAGCCUGCCUGAUUGUAACAGCUGUCAUUUUCUUCCUCACCAAUCGGAACAUCAUCAAACAACCCACCAGCACGUCAGGUAGCCACGAGGGCGCCAAGACACCCUGGGCGUGGCUGACAACAGGACGCAUCUCCCAGAUGACAUUUAUAUUCAUCCUAUGCUAUGUAACGUGGCUCUUCCUGCUUUCCGUCGUGUACAGCGUCUUAGCGGAACUUCAGUAUAUCUUUGGCGUGUUCGCUAUCGUGCAAGGCGUAGCCUUUCCUGUCGUCCUAUGCAUCUUUGAUGAGGAAGUUAAAUAUGCCAUGAUGGCAGUGUUUGGGAAAGGCAAGGACAGCACCAGGUCCUUCCAGCCAUACUUCUCGGCGUCACAUUGGCACCCUAACCCGGACAUCAUUCCGCAGGACGCGCCCAAGCAGUUCCUGGACGACACGCAGAGGAACAGCACACUGACGCGCCAGAACUUCGAUCCGACAGUGAUUCCUUUAUCAGACACCGAGCAGCGCAGGAUCAGCAAAGCCGACAAUGGCUUUGUCAAUCCCAUUGCAGAGCAGAGUGGGGAAGAGAUUGAGAUGACAAGUUUAAAAGCCAUCCAAACCCAAGAUUUCUCAGCAUACGAGGAGCCAAUAGGCAGUUUAUCGCCAUCUCCAGUAAUCAGAAAGGAUCGAACUGAUAGCGAUAAUGGACCCAUGAAUCAUAUUGCAGUAGAAGCUCAAAUUGAAUUUAGGUGAAGACCAAUACUUCCUGGCUUAUUCAUUCCCAUAUUAUUCUUGUGUCAUCUGAAAUAUUGUACUCUUUUAUGAUAUGAAUCAUUUGUAGCCUUUAUUUUUCUUAUGAUAAUUAUCUUUUAGAAAACUAUUUAUCUUUUUAAACUCUUCUCUCUGCAGGGAAUAAUUGUUGUGGCAUUACAUAGCACCAGGAUAUAAGUCGCAGUGACUUCAUGGUGCACACAGAUUAAAGAACGCAAUCCACCGUUCUUCCUAUAUGCAGUAUAGCAGUGGUGAUAUGAUAAAAGGGCAUUCACUGGUUUAAAGGGGAAGUUCACCCUGAUAAAAAACUUUGUUUUUAAUAGUAAUAACAUAAAAAUUUGAAAAAAAUAUUGGUGAAGGUUUGAUGAAAAUCUGAUAGAGUAUAAUAGAGUUAUGAAUAUUUACAAUUUAGAUUUUUUUUUACGUCACAGACGAGCAGCUCCUUAUGCCAUGUCAUAAAAAUUCCCCCAAAAUGCCAUUUUCUCAAAUAUUUGAAAGUGGUUUUAUUUGUGCGGUGAAUAUACCAUUGCACACAUCUUUUUAUACCCUCUUCUGUAAGAAAAGAAUUUGAAUUAUAUUCCAUAAAAAAUUGGCAAUUAAUAGAAAUUAUUUUACAUGAUAUACAGGGAAGCUGCUUACAUAUGACGUCACAAAUUAAACAUCCAUAACUUUAUUAUUCUUUGAUGGAUUUUCACCAAUAUUUUUCACUAAUUUUCUGCUUUUAUGAAAACUAGCUUAUCGUCAAUUAAUAACUUAUCAAUAAAAUCAAUCAAUCAGUUGGUUAAUCAGUUCAAUCAAACAAUUUGUAAAUCAGUCAGUCAAUUCAUCAAUCAAUCAAUCAAUCAAAACUUUUUUUAGCACUUUUCAUGAAAUCCAUAUCAAAGUGCUUUACAAUGUAGAACAUAAGAAAUAAAAAAUUAGAAAUCAUAUAACCAAAAAAAAAAAUUCAAACAAUCAAUCCGUCAGUCAGUCAGUACCUCUGGGUGGAGAUCAUAAAGCGCUCUGUAUAUUCUUGGAUGCAAGAAACACAUUCUCAAUCGUUUUCAUUCAUACUUUCCAUCAGCUAUAAAACUUCUCAUUUCAAUGAGCAUCUGAAUACAGAGAUUACUAUAAUUAUUAUAUAUCAUUUAUCACAUAGGAGUUAUACAUUUACUUUGUGUGGAGUGUGGAGCGUUGUGGCCCAGUGGAUUAGUCUUCGGACUUUGAAACAGAGGGUCGUGGGUUCGAAUCCCAGCCAUGGCGUAAUUUCCUUCGGCAAGAAAUUUAUCCACAUUGUGCUGCACUCGACCCAGGUAAGGUAAAUGGGUACCUGGCAGGGAUUUAUUCCUUGAAAUGCCAACGCGCUGUAAAAGGCUGUGAGGCUAAAGCCAGGGUAAUAAUAUCCAAUUAAGCGCAUAGGGACGCACUUGGCAGUGAUAUGCGCUAUAUAAGCAUGUUGGUAUUAUUACUUUGCAAUCAGCUCAGGGGGGGGGGUGUUUCACAAAGUGGUUUUGUGACCUAAAUUUUUGUUUAAAUGCUGCUGUGCAAAUGACAUGUAAAAGUAGUGCCUGUCCUCUUUAGCAUGAUUUGGCCAUUGCAAUGAGGCAUUUUAUACCACACGCAAGAGGAAAUUUAAGUGACUAUUAGUAAAAAAUGCUCAAAAUUUUAUGAAACGUUCCCUGCUUGUAUUUUUAUACAUUGACAACUUAUCACCUGUUAACAUUAAUAUGGAAAAUGUGUUAGCAGUACUUGAUGGUAUAUAGGAUUUGUUUUAUGAAUUUUACCAAAAUAUUGAUGAAAAUAUUUUGAUUUAUAGGUCAUGAUGGAGCAGAACAUAUAUGUUUUGAUUAUUUGUCUUUCAUAUUAUAUUGUUGUAGUAGAGAUAAAACUUGGUCUGAAUUAUUUACAUGCACAUGUAACUGUAAUAGCUGGUGCUAUUUCUCACAUUGUCAUAUUAAAAGUAUACUGUAAUAGUAAAUGAUACUCUAUAUUGAUGUACCAUAA
Molecule: messenger RNA, 5138 nt
Organism: Lytechinus pictus (painted urchin)
Lineage: Eukaryota; Metazoa; Echinodermata; Echinoidea; Temnopleuroida; Toxopneustidae
Product: adhesion G-protein coupled receptor G6-like
Exons: 13
Coding region: 282-3137 (951 amino acids)
Biological process (GO): G protein-coupled receptor signaling pathway; cell surface receptor signaling pathway
Cellular component (GO): membrane
Molecular function (GO): G protein-coupled receptor activity
Source: RefSeq, a predicted model, not a curated record